UCACUUUGUUUCCUAAUUGCAAUAAACAAUUUUGGAGUAUUACUGUAUAUACAGAGUCCUAUUAAGAGUAGAUUUCACCGUUAGUCCCAAAGCUUCGAAAUACAGGCAAUGAAGCUCGGUCUCAUUACUGCAUAUUCCCGUUCUUCUCCGACCACCGUCACACUCAUCUCCGGCAAUCCCCAUGCUAAAACAGCGACGUUUGGCGUGAAAUUUACCUCUUCCUUCAGACUCAACUCCGGCUACAAAAUCUCUAGCUUCUCCCUGACAAUUUGUUCGUCUAAAUCAUCAUCUGCAGUUGAUUCUGCCGGUGCCGGAACGGAAACCUAUAAUCAAACUGUAGAUGGAGAAAUUUCGUCGCCUCAGGUUACGGAAUCGCUCAAUGUUGAAGUCGGAAGCCCUAAAAUUCUACCGAGUUAUUUCCCUCCCAAAUUAAGCUUAAGUGACCAAGCUUUCUUUCUCUUGGCCUUCAUUGCUUGCACGACGUCGGUGGCUUUCACAAGUCUGGUAGUUGCAACUGUACCAACACUGUUUGCGAUGCGUAGAGCAGCAAUAUCUUUGUCUAAGUUGGCAGAUACUGCUCGAGAGGAGCUUCCUAGUACAAUGGCUGCUAUCAGGCUGUCUGGGAUGGAAAUCAGUGACCUUACACUGGAAUUGAGUGAUUUAAGUCAAGAGAUUGCUGAUGGUGUCAACAAAUCUGCUCGAGCUGUGCAAGCAGCAGAAGCUGGAAUCAGACAAAUUGGGUCUCGUGCUCACCAGCAAACAAUGUCAAUGAUUCAGGAGAGAGCAGAUCUUCCAGUCAUAUCUUUGCAGCCAGUUGUAACUGGAGCAGCAAAGAAGACUUCUCGUGCUGUUAGCCAAGCUACGAGAAGAUUCAUGAAUAUGAUUUCUGGAGGUGAACUUGGCUCAGAAAUGGAAGACAACAGGGAAAUUGAUCCAGAACCUUAAGAGAACAUGUCUCCAUUAUUUUACUCGAUCAUUGGCAGAGUAAAAACAUGUUUAUAUGUUCCAAACAAAAUCCUGAACAUGAACAACACAUGUAAAAGUAAUGAUUCAGAACGUUUUUCAGUAAAUAUUAGCCAUCUUUCAAGAAUGAGGUAGGCAGCUAUGUUUUCACGCCUGCUGUGUGGGAAGGAGAGUUUCUUCUGCUCGCACUUGAGAUUGUCAGAACUGCACAGCAAAUCAUGGUUAUCCAGUUAUUCACUAGUGAGCUACUUAAUUUGUUCAAUUGUAUUUUGGCAAAAACAAUUUGGAUAUUUUAUCUUUGCACAUGGUGAACCACAGAUGUUUCUUGUAGAAUGAUUUUCAAUGUUAAAUG
Molecule: messenger RNA, 1315 nt
Organism: Solanum verrucosum
Lineage: Eukaryota; Viridiplantae; Streptophyta; Magnoliopsida; Solanales; Solanaceae
Exons: 5
Coding region: 109-945 (278 amino acids)
Source: RefSeq, a predicted model, not a curated record